Durusdinium trenchii is the source of this 690-nucleotide messenger RNA. Lineage: Eukaryota; Dinophyceae; Suessiales; Symbiodiniaceae. The record is from the annotation of a GenBank genome assembly.
AUGGCAGUCACCAAUUUGGAGGAGGUAGUGAAUCUGCUUGGUGAGAAUGCGGAGGUCAGCGUGGUCGGGAGGACUGCCUUCAUGGUUGCUGCUGAGCGAGCCCUCGAAGCUGAGCGUAAGGACGCCUUGUUUGAAGACCCCUUUGCCAAAGCUCUUUCCGGGUCAGACGGUUUGACCAUGUCUGAUCGAUUGGGAGAAGCUGCCAGCCAGUUUGGCUUUGAUGGCUGGCCGGAGUUUCACAAGGUGUGGACGGUGGUUUGCACGAAGUUUAUAGAUGAUCUUAUCAGCAGAGAUACCGCAGAGAUACCGCAGAUGGUGAAUCUCGGAGCUGGUGUGGAUACUCGCCCUUAUCGACUUGAUGCCUACAAGCAGUUCAAGGCCUCCUACGAAGUGGAUACAGCUGAAGUGAUGCUCAGGUCUUGGGCCCCCCUGGCAGCUCCAGGCUCACUGGCGAUCAUCAACUAUGCCAUCGGGCCUCAGAGGUUCAAGAGCUCAAAGCUGCUCUCAUACUGUGAAAGCGAAGAAGCAAUUUUUGAGCACUUUGAUGGCCGCCAUUGCGGCAAGGUCUUUGGUGACGAACGCCUGAACUACGGACGCUACAAGGAGGGCUUGGCCCCAAGUGAAGAUUGGGCAUUUGCAACAUGCGUGAAGGGAGCUGUGGGUCCAACCCCAGAGGCCCAGGAGCAAUGA